Euleptes europaea (tarantolino) is the source of this 1086-nucleotide messenger RNA. It is a transcript of the gene SNX3, whose product is annotated as sorting nexin 3. Lineage: Eukaryota; Metazoa; Chordata; Lepidosauria; Squamata; Sphaerodactylidae. Gene Ontology annotation, molecular function: phosphatidylinositol-3-phosphate binding. Gene Ontology annotation, biological process: endocytic recycling; late endosome to Golgi transport. Gene Ontology annotation, cellular component: retromer complex; early endosome membrane. Bases 22 to 510 code for a protein of 162 amino acids. The record is from RefSeq and is a predicted model, not a curated record. The transcript has 4 exons.
GCGGGCCGGCGGGCGUUGGAAAUGGCCGAGACGGUGGCGGACACCCGGCGCCUCAUCACCAAGCCGCAGAACCUGAACGACGCCUACGGGCCGCCGAGCAACUUCCUCGAGAUCGACGUCUCCAACCCGCAGACGGUCGGCGUGGGCCGGGGCCGCUUCACCACCUACGAAGUCAGGGUCAAGACAAACCUUCCUAUUUUCAAAUUGAAGGAGUCUUGCGUCAGGAGACGAUACAGUGACUUUGAAUGGCUCCGAAGUGAACUAGAAAGAGAGAGUAAGGUUGUUGUACCUCCCUUACCUGGAAAAGCUUUUCUCCGCCAACUGCCUUUUAGAGGAGAUGAUGGGAUAUUUGAUGAUUCUUUUAUAGAGGAAAGGAAGCAAGGGCUUGAACAGUUCAUAAACAAAGUUGCAGGCCACCCUCUGGCACAGAAUGAACGAUGCCUUCAUAUGUUCUUGCAAGAUGAAGUCAUAGACAAAAGCUACACACCAUCCAAAAUAAGACAUGCUUGAAUACUGCACAACACUUAACUGGCAUAAAUGUUAGUGAUUAACACACUUGGUCUAAGACUUCUAGCUUAAGGUUUUAGCAUGCUGCAGACAAACUGGCACAAGAAGCCUUCAGUAUACUAUCAGCACUGCUUGGUCUUUGCAUUCAUUUUAUGGCAUUAAAGAACUCUAAGUAAAUCUUUCAGUUUUUGAUUAAAUGUCUUUAUAUAAAAAAGUCCAAAUAUUUUGAACUUCUUCCCUCUUUUCAUUUGCAAUGACCUUGUGAUGUUUACUGACUUGGCCUUACUCAAACCUGCACUGUUCUAGUGUUGCACGUUCACUUGUAUUUGAUUAAGACACUAGAAAUUUUCUGUAAAAUAACUCGUAUUCAACCUGCAAAUCUGAUAACUAACAUGGUGCAUUGUUUUCACUACCCCUUGUGUAAAAUAAGCACUUCUGUAGUUGUAUUCUCAAGGUGGGGUGGGAGGGAACCUUUGUACUGAGAAGCAAUGUGGGAGCUAUCUUUAUAUUGUGUAAAAAGAAAUCAGAUUUGUAUACUAAGAUCAUUUGUCUAAAACUGUUUUGAAAUAAAAACAAAAA